ACCGCCCAACACUGCUUGUCUAACCAAUCAGCUUUGACGAAGCAUCUCAGUAGGCGGGAUUUAUCCGCUUCUUAGAACGCUGGUGUAGCCAUUUUUCUUGUGACUAAGGCAGAUAGCUGAUUGAGGCUUUCUACAACACUGCUUCAAGGAUGGUCAAGAUCUUCAUUGGGAAUGUCCCUCGGGAGGCAGACAAGGAUGAAAUCCAGGCACUCUUCUCACAGUACGGUGCCGUCACAGAAUGUGCCAUCGUCAAGAAUUUUGCUUUCGUCCACAUGGAUGACCGUAAGUCUGCCACCAAAGCCAUCCGCAGCCUGCACCUCUACAAGUUGCAUGGCACGGCGAUAAAUGUCGAGGCUAGUCGCGGGAAGAACCAGGGAGCCGUCAAACUCCACGUGACAAACGUGGAGAAAGGCAACGAUGAUGAGCUCCGCACUUUGUUCGAGGAGUACGGCACAGUCUCUGAAUGUGCUAUUGUCAAAAACUUCGCGUUUGUGCACAUGGACAACUCUGACGAGGCUUUGGAUGCCAUCAAGGGAUUAGACAACGUUGAAUUCCAGGGGAAACGUAUCCAUGUUCAGAUAUCAAAGAGCCGUCCCAGGUACGAGGAGGAAGAAGACUACCCCCCACCUCAAAGGGGGGGAUACUGGCCCCCCCGUGGCUACCCCGGGGAGAGGCAUGAUCCUCCACCCCCUAGCUAUCUAAGAGGUCGUCACCCACCCCCUCAUCACGGGUACCCUGCCCCCCCUCCACCACCCCCUCCCCCUAGACGAGCCCCGUACCCUGAGCGUGCUUAUGAGCGCGAGAGGGAGAGCUAUGCCGUGGUGGAUUACUAUGAGAAAUACAGGGCUCGUCCUGCCGCUUAUGGCAUAAUGUCCUAUGAUGAGAGGCGUGUAGGCUCCUUACCCCCUCCUCCCCCGCCCCCCUCUUCCAUGGUCAGGGAGCGUUUCAUGGCCUCUGGCCUCGAUCCAUAUGAGCGUCGCCCCCUCCCUCCUCCCCCGUCUGCGUACUACACCAGGGACCGCAGUCCCAUUCGGAGGGCCCCUCCUCCCCCCAUGCCCCCCGCCGGUAACGGUUACUCCUAUGAGCGUUCCCGACUCUCCCCCGUCUCUCGGCCCGCGAUGUACAACCUACCACGUACCAGAGACCCCUACGCCGACAGGUUGCCGCCGCCGCCACCGGCCCGCUAUUACUAAGCAGUGUACACCGGCGUUUGACUCAAGGUUUAAAUAUUUCAACAAGAUCUGCGUCCUCGUCUCCGCCGUCGUCUCCUGAUGCACUCAGCGAUUUACCCCCGUCUGGUUGAGCGCGUUUCGUUCUCCUGCAACACUCUCAGGAGGAAUUGUAAUGCAUGACCCCUCGUCAUCUAAAACACUUUUAUUACACUCGUAUUGUUUUGGCCUUUUUUGUUUUGUAUUUUAUAGUAUUGUGCUUUAGCUACAUUUAUAGUCUCUGGCUCCCAGAAGCCUUUUAGUCAGUCGUUUUUUUUAUUUUACGUCCUUGAUAUACUGUAACGUGUCAUGAUACAAACUUGCUGUUAAAUCAAAUUUCUGAAAUUUGAUGAAUGGAAGCUGCAGCACGUUAUUAUGAAAAGGAUGUUAUUAAUAUCAAAUAAUCGUGACUGUAUAUCGACUUGAAUACGAACCAUCAUGUGUUUCCUUUGAAAUUAAACCACCACGUUUGUUCAAUCUACGUCUGAAAUUAUGACAAGUUAUGGAUUAUGAAAAGGUUGCGCUCUGCGACAAUGUACAACGGCGUAAUAAAACCACUACGACGGACAACAACAAUGGACUAGUUGGUUAAUUUAAUUGGACAAAUAUUUGCUGAUUGUAGCUAGUUUUACCAAGGUGGGUAACGUUCUUGUUUGUCAUCACAGAGGACAUGAUUUUAGUAAAUAAAAUAAACUGAAUUGUAUAGUCAUUUGGAUAUAUUUUUUUCUCUUGUUAAAUCAUAGUCGUGUCACAGAUUCUUAUCAGUGAUUCAAUGGCGGAUGAUCAGUUGCUUCACAAUAUACUUAAACCAUUGAAUCGUGAACGGGGGAUAUAUGCUUGAUUAUGAUAUAUCUAAGAAUCGUCCUCUACCAAUGUGAAAUAACGUUAUCGCUUAUCUCCCCUCGACUUCAAGAGUUCAAUUGUGAUUGAGCAAUCUAAAUCAACCCCUUCACUGCCCAUCAAUUUAUAUAGGUUUCAUGGGUUGGAUUGAUGGGGCUUUAUUGUCAUGUCCCCAGUUCUCACCAUAUUACACUUGGCAUGACUGUUUCUGAGCACCCUUGCUCUGGAAGACUUUGGAGAGAUGUUCUUGGCACAGCCUGCAGUGGCCUAACCAGGUAAGAUGGGAAUCGGGAUCAGUUGUGGGUUGUAUGAAACUAAGGGUUAAAGAUGUGAGACAUUUAGGUACACAGGAGUAGAGGUAUUUUCUGAAUUUAGUACAGGGAAAAGGAAAACAACUUUUUGAUUUAUGCUGAGUGUGGACAGGUAAUAUAGUUGUUAUUCCUUUCCUAACUAAAAAGCAGUAUGUCAAUCAAAUGUCUUUUAAAGGGGAAAUCUGGGUUUCAUUCACAUUUUGGGACUAAAAGUAAUUAUAUAUGUCUAACCAUUGAUUCUUACAGAAUAUAUAGGUUUAAUGCCUCAUGAGCAUAGUUAAACUGUCCUACCCAAAGAAAUGUUUUACAGCCCAAACGUAAGUUUGUUACUCCACUGUUUGUAAAAAAAAUAAAACAUGUUUAAUUGUUAACAAACUAUAGCUUCAAAGUCUGGUUAACUAUUAUUUUGAUCUCAUAGAUAGUCGUUUCAAUAGCUCAGUUUAUGAUUUUCAUUGGUUAGA
This is a messenger RNA of Oncorhynchus kisutch (coho salmon), 2820 nucleotides long. Its product is annotated as RNA-binding protein 4B-like. Bases 150 to 1193 code for a protein of 347 amino acids. Gene Ontology annotation, molecular function: mRNA binding. The transcript has 4 exons. NCBI's taxonomy places the organism in Eukaryota, Metazoa, Chordata, Actinopteri, Salmoniformes, Salmonidae. Gene Ontology annotation, cellular component: nucleus. The record is from RefSeq and is a predicted model, not a curated record.